UUCGAACUCCGUCAACCACAAUCUCAACGUUUACCACAACUAAAAUAACAACACAAGGUACACAUACUAUAUAUUUGUAAUUAUGGUAUUAAUUGUUUUGUGUGUCGCGUAUAGUUGGGAUGGAAAGCGUUCAAAACCUAACAUAUAUGUCCAAUGUCUAGCAUCAUGCCCAAUCGACAAAAAAUGUCCAUUGCACAUCUACGUUUCCACAAUGGAUAAAUCAAUAUAUGACCACCUGAAAAAAUUAAAGACCUCUUACCAAAAAUGCCACCCACUUUAGGCAAUCUAAUAUGAAGUACGUACUUCCACAUCGAGAUCUCAUCAAUGGACAAUGCCCAUUCGUGUGGAUUCGUCUAUUGGUGACUUAGGCCCGUUUCAUACGCCGUACUUCACAUGUGCCGAAUACAUUAAAGACAAUAGAUAAUGAGCUGAAAUGCCUCAUUAUCUAUUGUUUUUAAUGUAUUCGGCACAUGUGAAGUACGGCGUAUGAAACGGGCCUUAGUCCAAUGGACAAUUGCAAGUGAAAUGUCCAUUCCAUGCACAUAUUCCAUCCCCGCUGUUAUAUAUCCAGGUGGGCUCAACAGGAAUCUUAACGUCAUUUGCCAUUAUUUUUCCACUGAAUAAAUGAAAUAAUGCCCAUUAGACUUUCCGUUUGUUCAUUGGACAUAGACAUAGUGAAUAAGCAUUCCUCACCAGGAGGUUAUAUUCAAAUUCAAAUCUCCCGAAAGUACUCAGCAAAUUUAAUUGCAGACACUUUCAAAACGUAGUCAAAAUAAUAAUUACAUAGGGGCAGAUGCACCUUGAGCAAUUUGGGCAUCUCACUCAAUAAUAUCAAGUACGUGGAAAAAGUUUUGUUGUUGGAAAUUUCGAGCUAAAAAACGUAUAUUUUACACUCGUGGUACUAGUUGUAGUUCUAGUUAUGCAGGCCAAAGCAACAUGGUUCAAUUUUGGACAAAAUAGAGUAGGAGCUGCAUGGCCCACCCAUUGGUGGCACGUCUAAAUUAUAACGUAUUUUUACAACUUUAGACAAUCAACCUAGCUCUGUUUCUAAAAAGGAGGCAACAACAUCUACAAUUUCUACUACACCUACAAUUUCAAGUGAGGUUUUUGCCUAUAAUUACAUUGAGAUGUAUUGUAGUAUAUAUUCAUGUAUACAGACUAUAUAGUUUUAUGUUUUGGUGAUAUACAGUGAAGUUAUUGUAUAGUGUAUGUGGUAUGUCUUAAUGUCGAAGCCCAACCAAGGUACGGGUUAGUUAUUAGUAAAGAAGGAAAACUGGAAUAACCGGAGAAAACCCCUCGCAGUACUGGAGCGAACCAACCAUGAGGUUGAGUAUGAUGUGAUUACCAACGCUAAUUUGUUUUUUCUGCCCCUCAAAUUUUAGAACAAUUUCAAAUUUAUGGCCCUAAAUUUAAAUUGUAUCCGCUACCGUGUUAUUUUGUUGUGCUAGCGAACUUAAGAUGGAGAGCAGAUGACCGGUUUUUGUCACAUGUACAAUUAUAUUUCAACUAGUUUGGUUUGUUCUUGUAGUCGCUUUGCCGUCCUACAUGUUUAAGGUCCCUAUUACUGUUCUGAAUGCAGUUUAAUCAGUCCUGCACUGUGGUUACAUUUGGUAUAGGACGCAAUAUUUUGAGUUGAUGAAGGAAAUAAGUUGAAGUUCUUCUUACCCUUAUUCAGGCAAGAAAAUAGCAGAUGAUUCUAGUAGAAUCAUUCUCAUAUCGACAACAGUUGGUGGCGGUGUGUUUCUUAGCAUCGUGCUUAUUGCCUUACUGGUAAAAUGCCAACGACAGAAGCGGGCUUCAAAGCUAUCAUCUCCUGUCGAUAUCCCACUGGAGGCAGUGGGAACUCCACAAGAACCAUUGGUAAUUGAUGAGGUAAAUUAUAAUUUAGAGUCGUGGUGCAUGGUCGUGACAUAUAGUGAAUGGUUAUUACAUGUGGACCUCUAGGAAGAACAGUUUUAAACUGAUCGAGCUAUCCAGCAUAAUUAUAGUAAAGUUAGUUUCGUUUAGAUUUCCUUCUGUAGUAACAUUGGACGGAUAAAUAAGUCCCUUCCUGGAGAAUAGUUUAGAACAGAUGCAACUACCCAGUAUAAAUAAAGUGAAUUUAUAUGAAGUUUAUGGGUAUCGGUCAUAGUAUCGGUUACUAAUUGCAAAAGACGUGAGCUGACUGCAAACUUGGGUCAGCAGGUGGUGGGCGCACUGGCGUUGAGUGCAUGAUAUUCUUCCAGACCGCGUAGUCAAUAGGUAGGCCGGUGCCUUUUCUAUAAAAUCUCAGGGCCUGGGUGAUAUUUCCUAUAUUGACAUUAAAGAAAUCGUUAUCGUCAAAACAGGAACCAGGUUACGAAACUGUCCCAAGAGUCACGGUUAGGGACUAUUACGAAGACGUCACCACAAAUGCAAACAAGUCGAAAGACAUAUCAUUUGAAGGUCAGUAAUGUAUAAAAUUCCAGUAACCUUGGUAUGUGUAAUACGUGGUCAUUCUAAGAAAAAAUGUAAUAUAUCUUGGUUGAAACGAAACCUAUCUUGAUAAUAUUUCCACUGAGUACGAGGAUAAGAGAUGAUAAGAGUAAUGAGGAUUGUGACUCUCGCGAGGUUUCGCUAUGCGCGGUUAAAUCCAGUCAAUGGACCAUUCCCCAAUUAAAAUUUUAGAAAAGUGGUAACCAUUUCCCGUUUGUAAUCUAAAAUGACUGAAAAUUGCAAACUUCGCAAGGCUAUAUUAUCCGCAUUUUACAACAUUUUACAACGAAACUUUGGAAUAUUACUAAUUUUGUGAUGCUCUUUCAAGCUGUGAUGAAAUUUUUGUCUAGACUUGUGGAGUUCAAAAUUUUGGUUAAUUGGGGAUUGGUCCAUUCACAUCAAUUUUCAACAACUCUUGUUCAAUUGUUCUCGUUCGACCGGGGCAUGGGAGUUGCGAAAAGACUCAUCAAUUAAACUCUUGCUUGCUAACUCUCGUCAGAUCAACUCUCAUCCUCGUUUGACAAAGGGCCUAUUGUAUAAAACUCUUAACAGUUUUUUAAUCACUAUUUUGUAGUUAAAUAGUAGGUAACGCUCCAAAACACGCGAUUUUGAUUGGCUAACAUUCGCACUAACUACUGUUGACUUUCACUACCUUUUUAUACAACCGUGGUCCCAGAAUUUUAUAAUCUUUUGAAAGGUUCUGAUUGAUAGGGAUACAACUAACCUGAGAAAAAGCUUCGAUGUUUCGGGAAGUUAGUGAAUGUGAAACAGGCAUCCCUCGUAAUCCGAACCUUUCUUACUGUUGGCACUACCUACACUGGCACAGACCUUUCAAGUUUUAUAAUCUUUUGUUUCUAAAGGCAAAACAUUGCAUUACGAAGAGGUUGACAUACCAUCAAAUGCUGUACGCAAUACAUCUGGGUACACUGAAUAUAAGGAACGACCAUUUAUCGUGAACCUGAAGGGCACGAGGGACGAUGGUGGUUAUCGGGCACUUUUAAAGGAGAAUGGCAGACACAUAAUACCCGAUGAACCCCAGUACGAAACACCAAGUGUAGGCUAUGAAGAACCCAAAAUAUCGCCAGAAAACCCUGGUUAUACUGAGCUUGAUAAGAAUAGACUCCAAGGCAGAAAUGCAAUGGAUGAUGACACGUAUCAGAAAUUACUAAAGCGAGACUCAAGUUACGUUAUGCCAGCUCAUGAGAAUAUAAGAGAGUCAUACGAAGACAUCAAGAUGGGAAGAAACGUGCCAGACUACACGGAUCUGGAUCUAAGCAAACGCGAAGCUGAGGAUUACCCUGCUUACCAAGAGUUGGUCAAAACCUGA
Messenger RNA from Paramuricea clavata, 3781 nucleotides. NCBI's taxonomy places the organism in Eukaryota, Metazoa, Cnidaria, Anthozoa, Malacalcyonacea, Plexauridae. The record is from the annotation of a GenBank genome assembly.